AUGAUUGAAGAGGAGGGAUAAUAACUUAAAAGUUAAUUGGAAUAACAACUGGUUGAAGCAAUUCUGGAUUCUCUUCAAAAUCACAUGGAUCAAAAUGCCACCUUUUUAGCUGAAAGAUUGGUUUAUGAGAGAGACACUGAGGAGUUUAGGUCACUAUUGGCUGAAUGCUACUUGAAAGAGAAUCAGCCAUUUAAAGCCUGUCAUAUUCUUAGGGACUGCAAAUCUGAAUUCAAUCGCUAUUAAUAUGCGAUGUCACUAUUUCAAAAUAAAAAAUACAAGGAAGCUGAAGUCGCUUUAGUAGGAACUCAAUUUAGCAAUUAAUUUUCUAGUUAAACUCCAAAUGUGCCAAAUGGUGGAUUUGGUUUCUUUUUGUUAGGCUAGAUUUAAGAAUAACUCCACCGUAUUGAGGAGGCUAAACACUAAUAUUGCAAGGCUUUGGAUUAGAACCCCACAUUAUGGAUGGCCUUUGAAAGACUGUCAGAAAAUUGGUGA
Paramecium tetraurelia is the source of this 492-nucleotide messenger RNA. RefSeq lists its product as uncharacterized. The record is from RefSeq and is a predicted model, not a curated record. The transcript has 3 exons. NCBI's taxonomy places the organism in Eukaryota, Ciliophora, Oligohymenophorea, Peniculida, Parameciidae. Gene Ontology annotation, molecular function: protein binding.